This is a messenger RNA of Lactuca saligna, 330 nucleotides long. The record is from the annotation of a GenBank genome assembly. NCBI's taxonomy places the organism in Eukaryota, Viridiplantae, Streptophyta, Magnoliopsida, Asterales, Asteraceae.
AUGCAUGAACCCAUUACUUCUCUGUAUUCUUUGCAAUCUAAAGAUGCUGAGAGAAUGGUUCAAGAAGACAAACCACCAAAUAAUGAUGAAAUCAUGGUGUCAUUUGCUGAUUUGAAGUUAGACCCAGAAGAUAAUAAUGUUUUUGAUGACAUGAUCAUGUCUGAGACAGAGUAUUUGUUAAAGGCUAAGGAAAAUCGUCUUCGAGGUUUGAUAGAAAGUGUUAAAAAGACACAGGUUGAAAGGUUUUUGGUACAUUCUAAUGGUUUUGAGCAUGAAAUCAAUAAGCUUUGUGAUGUGGCCAUGGAGCAUUAUAUUGUUUUAUUGGAAUAA